CUUUUUAAAUGUCGUCAUGUCCGGCGGCAUUACGCGCUCUGAGACAGAGGCAGUCAUGGCAGACGAGAAGCCGAAGGAGGGUGUGAAAACGGAGAACGACCACAUAAACCUGAAAGUAGCUGGGCAGGACGGCUCAGUGGUUCAGUUCAAAAUCAAGAGGCACACACCCCUCAGCAAACUAAUGAAAGCAUAUUGUGAGAGACAGGGGCUAUCAAUGCGGCAGAUUCGGUUCCGGUUUGAUGGGCAGCCAAUUAAUGAGACCGACACUCCAUCUCAAUUGGAAAUGGAGGAUGAGGAUACCAUUGAUGUAUUUCAGCAACAGACAGGGGGCCUGAUGUAAAUAACAACUACCUCUCCCCAACAUCAUCACAGUCCUCCCUGUUUCCUGUUUCCUUUUUUUUUGUUUGUUUUUUUUAAGUGUAAUCUGACCGCUCUCCUCAUUACCAGAAGCUUGUCUACAAUGGCCGUCAGCUCUCGCCAAUCAGAAGAAUGGUGUUGUAAACUUAUUGAUGCAUUUCAUCAGAUGUGGACCUAAGAGAGUCAAGACUAAAAUGCUUUUAUCAGAUCAGAUUUUUUUUUUUUUUUGGUAGAUAGAAUUUUGGUCCGUGUCAGUGCUAAAGUUCUGUUUUGUUUGCUCCGAGCCAUUGGGCUUUUUAUAUAUAUUUUAUAUGUCGACGUAUUUCUCUUUUGUACUGUUUUAUUCAGUAACUUGUGUUGUGAAUUGAAAUGUUGAUACGAUUUUGUGUUGGAAUAAAAUGUUUUACAAAA
Puntigrus tetrazona (Sumatra barb) is the source of this 768-nucleotide messenger RNA. It is a transcript of the gene sumo2a, whose product is annotated as small ubiquitin like modifier 2a. The coding region runs from base 17 to 340 and encodes 107 amino acids. Gene Ontology annotation, cellular component: nucleus. The transcript is spliced from 4 exons. The record is from RefSeq and is a predicted model, not a curated record. NCBI's taxonomy places the organism in Eukaryota, Metazoa, Chordata, Actinopteri, Cypriniformes, Cyprinidae. Gene Ontology annotation, biological process: protein sumoylation. Gene Ontology annotation, molecular function: ubiquitin-like protein ligase binding; protein tag activity.